Messenger RNA from Linum trigynum, 5387 nucleotides. The record is from the annotation of a GenBank genome assembly. Lineage: Eukaryota; Viridiplantae; Streptophyta; Magnoliopsida; Malpighiales; Linaceae.
ACACAGGUUGGACUCUCUCUCACUAAACUUGGAUUUGGAGACACUUCUCUCUUCCAGGAAACUAACUUGGGCGUCGGAGGAUUAACGGGCCCAGGCGCCCCCUCCUUGUUCGUGCGUGCAGGUUAGCGCCUUGUAACAUACGAGGGUAACGAGUCUCAAACAGAUUCAUAUGAAAAUUGGAGGAAUAUAUUUUAAAAUUGUCCGACCUGUUGAUCGAAAUGUUAUUUGAAUACAAUGUAUUUAUGAUGUGUAUUUAAAUUUUUUAAAUUAUUUGAAAUGCUGAAUUUCGUAUGACAUUAACAUGGCAUAGAAAUUAUUUUUUCAUUUUUCUAAUUCUUAUAACUUUUCAUCAAUGAUGAACAUAUUUACACCUUUUCUAAAUAUAUUUACAUAUAAUAUGGAAAUUUAGUAACUAAAAUGAAAUAUACUCACUUAUAUCUAUUAAAAACUCAUAUUUCAUAAAAAAUACAUAUUUCAAGAUUCACCCACCAUCCACUUGCAUCUCUCCCCCCUCCCCUUUCACUCUCUCUUCUUAUCCCUCUCUAACGAUUAUACCUUGGUUUUGUAGAGCCCAUUUUGGAACACUAUUUUGGUCAGACCUAGUCCAAGCAGCUUCCCGAUAGAGGUGUAACAACCUUGGUUGUAACACUCGUGAAUAACCAUUCAUAACUUGUCUAUUUUUAAUGAUGUAGUCACUUAGUUGCCUAUGGUUGAAAAGAAAAUUAGCAUAACAAAAAAAGAGUUUGUUUGAAAAAAGCGUGGCAUAAAUAGGAAGCUCAUGAUCAAAACCUUUAGCCAAUAUUUAUUUCUUUUGCUUGAGAAACAAUACAUAUAUAGCAAUAUUUAAAACUUAAAGUAUUCUGCACAAUACAAUACCAAAAUUAGUAAGAAAAUAACAUUUUCCGUCCAUACUCUAUGCAAUGAAAAAAUAAUGUAUCAACCAACAUACUCUAAAUUUAGUUGAAGGACAAUCUUAUUCAUUCAACAAACAAAUUAAACCUAUCUUGUGGUGCCUACCUUGCUAAUAAUGCACAUGACCACAUCAAUGCGUCUAUGAAAACUCCACCUCGACUUUCAUGAUUUGUCUUGUACUGCGGUUAUUUCAUAUUAAACCAAGUAACUAUGAAUGAUACAUAUGUUCAAUUAGCCUAUAAGAUAAAUUUUUUAAAUAAUUGAAAUCAUAUAUAAAAAUUGGUAUUAAGAAAUUGUGGUCUUUUAAACUCGGCUUUCAAGAGAUUUAGGAUUUAACAGUUAACCAAACGAAAACUUUCAAAAAAUUGGUCACUUACAGUUUGCAUAAAAUUAUCGUUUCUUUGAUAGUUAUAAAAAUUAGUACCACGUUAAGAAUUCUACAUCACAUCUGCACAUUAAGUAUUGCAAUUCAAUGUGCAAUAUUCGAAUCAAUGAUAUUUGGGUUACAAUUUUAAAAUUAUCCUCAAUUUAUAAGAUAGAUAUAAAUUAAAUUUAUUAUUAAACUCAAAUUAAAAUAAUCAAAAUAUUAAAAUUCAAAUAUCAAAUAAAAAAAUAAAGUACUUACGGGAGAGUUAGUGGGCUAGCUAACAGUAGUGAAAAAGUCAUAUGAUUUUUAGAGUUUAGGUUUUCAGAUUUAUUAUUUAAAAGGAUACAUAACAUUUUUUUAGUGUAAUUGGUAAUGAUUGUCUUUUUUAUUUGGAAAGACCAUGGUUCAAAUCCCGAGAUUGAUAUUUUUUUCUUAUGAAUAAAAAAUAAAUAAUAAUUGUAAAGAUACAAUUAUCCUUCAUAUUUUCGCUCUCGUUGCAGAAAAUUUGAAACACUGAAAAACUGACCCAACUCCGCUAUAAUAUAUUUGUAGAUAGUAAAUGUAAAGGGUUAAUACCCUUGUUUGGCCCGAAAUUUAGCAUUAGUGACAGUUCUGACUCCAUUUUUCAAAUAAAACAUUUAUGGCCACUUUUAAAAUUAUUGGACAAAUUUGGCCCGAUGUUGGGAUUGACCGUUAAAAUUGAUGGUCAACGAUUUUUUCCGUUAGUGACUAAACAUAUUAUACUGAGGUGGCGUCGACCUCAUUUUUGUUAUUAAUUAAAAACAAAAAAGAAUUAAAAAUAUUAUUUCUCCUCUUACCCUUCCUUCCCUAAAUCCACUUUCCAGGUUCUCUCUUCGCAAAUCGACCCUCCGCCUCUCCAAAUUCCAAUUCCUUUGCCCUGCUUUUUAUUCCUCUUCCUCGUUAAUGAAUUGAUGGCCAAUGGUAGUGGGAUAAAUAAAUCCCCAAUUGAAGCAUGUAAAAUGAACAAAUACCAAGCCAGAACCAGUGGGAUCUAAGGGGAAGGAAGCAUCGGUUAAUGAGUCGAGCAAAGAAGCCGGAGAGAAGCGGCACUGGGGAGCCCCGAAUCUCUGCUCCCAUCGACCGCCUCUUCUUCAUAUGCGAUGGCGAGCUGCUACUAAUCCCGGAGAGACAAGGCGCCAACAGGGUUGUGCCGAUUACACAAGAGGAUUCGCGGAUCUACAACUAAGGCGUAUUGCCCAGCGCAUAUGAAUCUAGGGUUGAUCGGCGAUGUGAAUGGGUUUCUGGGGAAGACUUACACGAGCCCAGUGAGCGUCAUCGCCAAGAUGGCGGUGAUGUAUGCUCCGCUGCGACAGUCGGUCCUUCCUCUCCCUCAUCCAAGCACUCUGCACUAAUUUCUUCCACCUCCAAUCACCGUCGCACCAGUCCAUCCCGAGUUCCCGGAGAAGAAGACUGGAGGAAGAGAAAAAGGCAUCACCUGCCAACCUUCCCGACCAGCCAGCGAAGAAUCCAUCUCUGCUCCUAUCUUCCCGCAGCCGAAUCCGAUGGGAUUUGAUUUUGGAAUUGAAUCUGAACGGAGAGCGCGGACGGAGGUGGAGUAAGGAUAGAGAGAGUUGUUUUAGGGAUUUUUAGUUUCGCAUUUUUUAUUUUUAAUUUUAUUUUGUUUAAUUUUUAAUUUUUAAUUUAUUUAUGUUUUUUCUAGUCAAAUAAUGACGUGGCAGCCACAUCAUAGUCACCUCAGCAUAGUCACUCACGGAAAAAGUCAUUGACCAUCAAUUUUAACAGUCAAUCCAAACGUCGGGCCAAAUUUGUCCAAUAAUUUCAAAAGUACGUCAUAAAUGACCGUCAAUUUUAACAGUCAAUCCAAACGUCGGGCCAAAUUAAUCAAAUAAUUUCAAAAGUACGUCAUAAAUGUCUUAUUUAAAAAAUGGAGUCAGAACUAUCACUAAUGCUAAACUUCGGGACAAAUGAGGGUAUUAACCAAAUGUAAAUUAAAAGGAUAAAUCCCUUCAGAAACAUGGACGGACUGACGGUGAAGUCUAGGCCCUAGCCCCUAGGGCCGCGGCGCGCGCCCAUUGUUAAACCCGAUCGUUAUCCAAUCCAGUAAAGUAAAACCUAAAUGGCUAAAUCCCUUCAGAAUCUCUCCCUGUACUGUAGACUAGAGAGUCAUCGAGGAAGCUACUAGAAGAAGUAAAAUCCAACCUAGUCGGCCGGUCUCCCUUCCUUCAUUCCACCAUCUUCUUCCCUACACUCUCCCACUUCCCACUCCAAAACCAUCGAGGAAAUUCCCUCCAUCUCCGAUCUUUCAAUCCCCAUCCUUCACUUUGUAAACCUAAUCCGUAACUCCAAGCUCGCGCAAUGGACGCCGUCAAACUCAAGGAGCUGAAGAACUUCGUCGAGCUCUGCAAGUCCAAUCCCUCCGUUCUCACCGAUCCCACCCUCGCCUUCUUCCGCGACUACCUCGAGAGUCUCGGUGCUAAACUACCUCCCGCUGCUUACUCCGGAUCGAAGAGUCAUGUAGACGAGGAGAGCGACGAGGAGAUUCCGGAGAAGGAAUCGCCGUCGGUUGAGGAACCGGAGGAGGAAGAAGAGGAGGAUGAGAUAAUUGAGUCCGAUGUCGAGCUGGAAGGCGAGACUGUUGAGCCUGACAAUGAUCCUCCGCAAAAGAUGGGAGAUUCGUCGGUAGAGGUCACUGAGGAAAGCCGUGAUGCUUCACAGGAGGCUAAGGCCAAAGCUAUGGAAGCUAUCUCCGAAGGUAAAUUAGAAGAAGCUGUUGAGCAUUUGACCGAAGCUAUCCUGCUCAAUCCGCUCUCUGCUAUAAUGUACGGGACUAGAGCCACUGUUUAUAUCAAGAUGAAGAAACCCAAUGCUGCUAUUAGGGAUGCCAAUGCUGCUCUUGAGAUAAAUCCAGACUCUGCUAAGGGGUACAAAGCUCGUGGCAUGGCACGCUCGUUGCUUGGUCAGUGGGAGGAGGCUGCUAAGGAUCUUCACGUUGCGUCUAAGUUGGAUUAUGAUGAGGAGAUAAGUGCAGUUCUUAAGAAGGUUGAACCCAAUGCACACAAGCUUGAGGAGCACCGUAGGAAGUAUGAUAGGUUGCGGAAAGAGAGAGAGGAUAGAAAGGCUGAGAAGGAUAGGCAACGCCGCCGUGCUAAAGCUCAAGCCGAAUAUGAGAAGGCUAAGAAGCAAGAGCAAUCAUCUUCCAGUGGAAGACCCGGUGGAAUGCCUGGAGGGUUUCCAGGAGGAAUGCCUGGAGGUUUCCCAGGAGGCAUGCCUGGGUUUCCGGGAGCAGGGGGUAUGCCUGGAGGGUUUCCAGGAGCAGGAGGUAUGCCUGGAGGGUUUCCGGGAGCAGGAGGUAUGCCUGGAGGGUUUCCUGGAGCUGGUGGCAUGCCAGGUGGCUUUCCUGGUGGCAUGCCAGGUGGAGCGCCUGGAAAUGUUGAUUUCAGCAAAAUACUGAAUGACCCUGACAUGAUGGCUGCAUUUAGCGAUCCAGAGAUUAUGGCUGCUCUUCAAGAUGUUAUGAAGAACCCUGCCAACCUUGCGAAGCACCAGUCUAAUCCGAAGGUGGCUCCUGUAAUUGCAAAAAUGAUGAGCAAAUUUGCUGGACCGAAGUGAACGAUUCUUGUUCCGACUUUCUUCAUCGUCGUCCUAUUUCAGAUCGUACCUCAAGUCUCUGUGACGAGCCCAUUAGGUCUCUGUGUUUUGAGAAGUUUGUAUUGCAUGUACAUGGAACAUCUCCCGUAUCUCAAGAGUUAUGGUUAUUAGUCUGUCCAUCUUACAGUGAACGAAGAAUUAGAUCGAAUCGGUUAUAGUUUCCGUUUGCAGCUCUUAGAAAUGCGACUCUUGCUUGUUUCUUCAAUGUUCUCGGUGGCAGAAUGAGAAAGCCAAAAGUCACCAAGUCCUUGCUGGUAAAAGAUUACAGUGAGUUCUCGUAUGCUGAUAUGGCAGCUGGAAACUGCAUGCAACUUUCCUUCCCAUGUAAGGACUGUGUUGUUUGGCGGCGUUUCUAAGUUUGACGUGAAGAGGCAACAGUUCCUUCCUUGGGCGGUUGCUUAUGUUUCUCCUUCAUAUGUUUGUUUGUUUGUUACAAUGCUGAAACUUUGAAGCAGGGUAACAAAAGAAAACAACGGAU